Molecule: messenger RNA, 1146 nt
Organism: Acanthamoeba castellanii str. Neff
Lineage: Eukaryota; Discosea; Longamoebia; Acanthamoebidae
Exons: 3
Coding region: 1-1146 (381 amino acids)
Source: RefSeq, a predicted model, not a curated record
AUGUGGAAGGGUCCACGCGGAGGCACCAAGCAGCACUACACCCACCUGAAGCGGAUCGAUCCGAGCAAGAAGAGCGUGCCCACCGAGCUGCAGCAGGAGUACAACUACUACCACUCGAUCAACCUGGAGAAGGAGAAGGAGGAGAUGGGUCCGCGCAUGUUCGGCAUGUUCAAGAUGAACCGCGAGGGCGCCUACGUGCCCUCCCUCUCGGCCAUGUACGCCUCGGCCCUCGAGGUCGAGCGCGAGGAGGAGCUCAAUCAGCGCGGCCGCCCAUCCGGCGCCGAUCUUCCACCUCCACCAGGAGCCCGCGCUGCUGCCUACGGCGGCCACGACGACCCGGACGUCAACUUCCUGGCCUGCCUCAAGCCGCUGGCCCACCCCUCCUCCUCCUCGUCGCCGUUGCCCUCUUCGCGCGCCUCGCCACCACUCCCGUCCUCGUCAUCGUCGGCCACGAUCGCACCCUCCUUCUUCCCACGCCUCCUGGGCGGCCCGCCGCAGCCCACGUCGCCCUCGUCGUCGUCGGCCUACGCCGCCCAGGCCGGCGGCUAUCCGCCGCCCUACUAUUCGGGCAUGGCCCCGCCCCUGCCCCCCAACCUGAGCUCAGCCGGCGGCCUCCCCUUCGACCGCGACCCAUCGGCGCCGUGGGACGCGGGACCCGCCCACCACCACCACCACCGGGGCCUCCCCUCGCCCUACGCGCACCACCCCCACCAGCCGCCGCCGCCGCCACAGCAGCAGCAUCCUCUCUACUACCUCGCAGCCGGCGCCACAGCUGGCGGCUCGGGCCACCUUCCCACCUCCUCUUCUCCGACAUCCUCUCCCCGCGGCAGCUACCACCAGCAGCACCCGCAAUCCCACCACCACCACCUUCACCACCACCACCCGCAUCAGCAUCAGCAUCAGCAGCAGUCGCCGCUGCUGCACGGUUCGGUGGACAUUCCCUACACAUCGCUUCCUCCUCUGCUGGCGCCGCCGCCGCCACCCCACGCCUUCGCCAACAACGCAGGCAGCACGCACCUGUACAGAUCGUCUGCCGGCGGGCAUCCCGGCGGCCUCCCCUCCGAUGCCGACGAGCGGCGGGAACAGACGGCGCAGCAGCGCGAGGACAGCAACUACUCCCCGCCCGCCCUCCGGCACGCCCCCUGA